Molecule: messenger RNA, 1647 nt
Organism: Sungouiella intermedia
Lineage: Eukaryota; Fungi; Ascomycota; Pichiomycetes; Serinales; Metschnikowiaceae
Source: the annotation of a GenBank genome assembly
AUGUCCACCGUCAAACUCACUAGAGAGUCGCACGUAGAUGCUACCAAGUAUAGAAUCAAACAUGCUGAUGCUGUCAAGAUCUUGGGACCCAAUGUCCAUUUUCCCAUAGACGAGAAGAAACCGGUAAUCUCGAGCGCCUCGGAGGUGGCAAUCAUCGGAGCAGGCUUUGGUGGUGUGACUGCCUCUUUGACAUGCAAGCAAAAGAUGAAAACUGACGAUUUCGUGGUGUUCGAGAAGCACUAUAACUGGGGUGGAACAUGGUGGGCCAAUACCUACCCAGGAUGUGCCUCGGACAUUCCAGCGUUGUGGUACUCCAUCCACAGCGAGCUCAACAAAAACUGGAGUGACUUACGCCCGCCACAGUAUGAGAUGGAGGAGUAUAUCUUGGCUGUGACCCAGAAGCACGAUUUGGACAAGCAUGCAAGGUUUGGAACUGUUGUGUCCAAGAUGGUUUGGAAUGAAGAUGAAGGUGUGUGGAUUUUGCAUGCCUCAAAUGUCAAAACUGGCCAGAGCUUUGAGCACAGGGCCAAGAUUCUCCUCAAUUGUCAGGGUGGUUUGGUACAGCCUAUUCAGUUGAAUGCACCCGGUCUAUACGAUAAGUUCCAAGGUAGCUACAUGCAUUCAGCGGUGUGGGAUCACAGCGUUGAUUUUAAAGAUAAGAAGGUUAUUGUUGUUGGCAAUGGUUGUUCGGCAGCACAGGUGAUUCCAGCUGUGAUGAACGAAUUGGAUGCCAAAUCUGUCACUCAGGUGUUCAGAUCCAAGCAUUGGAUUAUGCCUCCACUUCCUCCUUUUGUUUUCAAGUUAUACAAGUUGUUGUCAGGAACAAGACUUGGUUUGAUCUUAAUCAGAUGGCUUGUUAUCCUUGCAGCUGAAUUGAGGUACCCAAUGUAUCAAGGUUCUGGCCUUUUCGCUCGCCUAGUUCGUUGGGUGGUCACCAGAGAAUCCAGAAAAUAUAUUUUGCUGGCUCCUAAAAAAUACCAUGACUUGUUGAUGCCCGACUACAAGAUUGGAUGCAAGCGUCUUAUUUACGACUACAAGUACAUUCCUUCUUUAUCGAGUCCGAAGUUUGACUUGCACGGCUCGCCUAUCAAGGAGGUCUUGGAGAAGGAGGUAAUUUUGCAAGAUGGUACUCGCCUUGAGGCUGAUAUCAUCGUUGCUUGCACUGGCUACGAUGUUUCCAAGUCAUUUUACGGCUCCUAUACUGUAGUCGGCCAGAACGGCAUCUUGCCUCAGGAAUUGUGGAAGAAGGAGGGUGUCUCCGCUUAUAAGACUUCCAUGAUUAGGGAUUGUCCAAACAUGUUCUUCAUAGCAGGACCAAACUCUGCCACUGGCCACUUUUCGGUUGUUUCUGCUAUUGAGAACUGCUGUGCAUUUGCAUCUCGCGUGGCUCGCCCCGUUCUUGAUGGUAAGGCCAAGAGUGUUAUUGUCAAACGCAGUGCCUAUUACGACUGGUUCCAAAAUACUCAGCUGCAAUUGCAAAAAGCCGUUUUCGGAACUAAGUUCGGAGGUUGUGUUUCCUGGUACACCGAGGGCGGCAUCAAUGCCACAGCAUACCCUUAUUCGCAAUUGUAUUACUGGAUUACUUCGAGAUGGUUUGGAUCGAAGGACUUGAUUUAUCAGCCACUUGAUCUGAAGAAGACUGUGUGA